This is a messenger RNA of Entamoeba nuttalli P19, 708 nucleotides long. RefSeq names its product vacuolar protein sorting 36, putative. Gene Ontology annotation, biological process: protein transport to vacuole involved in ubiquitin-dependent protein catabolic process via the multivesicular body sorting pathway. Gene Ontology annotation, cellular component: late endosome membrane; ESCRT II complex. The record is from RefSeq and is a predicted model, not a curated record. Lineage: Eukaryota; Evosea; Mastigamoebida; Endamoebidae. The transcript has a single exon. Gene Ontology annotation, molecular function: ubiquitin binding. Bases 1 to 708 code for a protein of 235 amino acids.
AUGUCCAAUCCACCACAAUACGGAAUUAAAUCAUAUAUUGAAGCGAAAGAAAAAGAUCGAAACGAUAUUGACAACCUCUUUUCCAAUGCAUUUGAGUCAUUAGAUACAAUAAUACAAUAUUGGGACCAAUUAGAUAAGGUAGCAACAAAAUUUUUAAAAGAAUCAAAUAUGGAAAAAGAGAAUCAUGAAUAUCAAUCAUUAAUAACAUACCUUGAUAUUACUGAACCAGUUACUAAACAAUUAUAUGGAAAUAAUUAUGAAGAAGCAUUAAUGGAUGAAAUUGAUGAAUUUUGUCAUUUAUAUUUUCAAAAGAAAAGAGAAAUGGCAAUAAUGUUACCUGAUUUAUAUGCUAUUUACAAUAGAGCUCGUGGCAUUUUAAUUAGUCCACAAGAAUUAAGAAAUGUAUGUGAAUUACUUAAUGAUAAAGGUAAAUAUGUUGGAUUAAUGAAUGUCAAUAAAUCAUUGAUUAUUCAUGAAAGAGACUUUACAUUAGAAAAUUUUCAAAAUACCAUUCUUGAUGCAUUGAAAUCACGACAGAAAAUUAAUAGUUUUACAAUUGCACAACAUUAUGGAAUUCAAUAUGCAAUUGUCCAAACAUUAAUGGACCAAUUAGAACAAAAUGAAUUAAUUUGUCGAGAUGAAUCAGAAGAAGGUAUUAUGUAUUAUGAAAAUCUUUUUAAUACCCAAUACCUUCAAUACAUCAAAUAA